ACGUUUUUGCAGACACGCGCACUGAUAGCCGGAAGCACCGAUGGGAGGAAAAUAAAAAAUCGAUGAAAUCCAACUGUAAAUUCAGCGAGUCUAUACCUCUCACUUAGUCGCCUUUUUAACGCGACCGUUGGCCCGUAUAUUCACCAGCCUCUUCCACCACUGCUGACCACUGAGCCUCGGAGGGUUGACGGUGGAGAGAGCAGAGGAGGAGCUGGGACGGAGAAGUUGUUGCUCGGUAGGAGGUUUAGCUGACGUGUGGAGAAGUUGAGACUGCCACAGAGAGGAGGCAGAUAAACAAACAUAAACAAGCAGGGAUCAGCUGGAGAGAACCGAACCGAGCAGCAAGCAGAGAGGAGGAGGAGAAGAGAUGUCAAAGAGAAGCCAGUUUCCUCUGUCGAGCUCAAGAAUGAUCCACAAGGAGACCGUGACUUCUUUACACUGAUACUACUAGCUCUCCAUGUCAACUGUCAACACUGGCAACACAAAGAAUUUCGGAAACACAACACGAGGACGAGCCAUAGCUCUUUAGCAGUAACAUCCACUGCUCACUGUCAAGACACAAGCCAGGCUAGCAUGGACAACCAAUGAGUUUACCUUCCUGUUUUCAGCCGAUAACAACACACAGUACAAGUGCAAAGGAGACACAGAGAAGUGGUGGAUCAACAUGGCCCACCAGGCAACCCCUAGUUCCCAGAAGGCCCUGAUGAUGGAGCUGAAAUCUCUGCAGGAGCAGCCGGUGGAGGGCUUCCGCAUCACUCUGGUGGAGGAGUCUGACCUUUACAACUGGGAAGUGGCCAUCUUCGGGCCCCCGAACACCCUGUAUGAGGGAGGCUACUUCAAGGCUCACAUCAAGUUCCCGGUUGACUACCCGUACUCCCCGCCAACCUUCCGCUUCCUCACCAAGAUGUGGCACCCCAACAUCUACGAGAACGGAGACGUGUGCAUCUCCAUCCUGCACCCUCCUGUCGAUGACCCUCAGAGCGGCGAGCUGCCCUCUGAGAGGUGGAACCCCACUCAGAACGUCAGGACUAUCCUACUUAGUGUGAUCUCUCUGCUCAAUGAGCCCAACACCUUCUCCCCGGCUAAUGUGGAUGCGUCUGUCAUGUUUCGCAAAUGGAGGGACAGCAAAGGCAAGGACAAGGAGUAUGCGGAGAUUAUCAGGAAGCAGGUGAUGUCAACAGCGGCGGAGGCCGAGCGCGACGGCGUCAAGGUGCCGACCACGUUGGCGGAGUACUGCGUCCAGACCAGGGUUCCCUCCCAGGACAGCAGUUCAGACCUCCUCUACGACGACCUCUACGACGACGACAUGGAGGAGGAGGACGAGGAGGAGGACGAGAGCGAGAUGGAGUCCGUCGGCGAAGCCGGGGGGAUGAGCCCCACGGAGGACGGCGGGACGUCCACCAGACGUUACGACAACCAGGACGACUCUGGCAACGAAGACUCAUGAUGAUCUGGAUGAGAACUCCCCCGCCGCCACCCCCCCAAACCCACCCCCACCCUUCUUCUUUUAUGUGUUUCGUUACGAUUUUCAGUGUGUGUGCGUGUGUGUGCGUGUGUGCGUGUUUGUUUGCACAUACAGUGGGGUCAAAAGUCAACUGCCAAACACAAUUCAUCAUUUAUUAAACUAAUAGAAACGAUCGGUCAAAUAAGAGUUAAAUGCUACUACAUAUGUUUUCAGAAAAAGAUUUGUUGGUGCAGUUUUCACUGAAAGUCAGAAUUAGGUGUUUCCACCGUUUGCCUUAAUUACAGCUUCUUGCACUCCGUCUGGCAUCAGAUGUUUUUGCAGAGUUUGAAAUUAUUCCAGCACUGUUUGAGAGCACCCCCGCGCCCCCUUCCCAAGUGUUUCUGAUGUUACGUUAUAAUAUUUCACUUUUUUUAAAUGUUGCCGUUGAGGAUGCAGAAAUGGUGGCAUGCCUCUGCAGAAUAGAGUCAGGUCAGCGUGUGAUUAAUUAUGUGCAAGUUACUGAAUCCAGACGGGGCGAAACAUCACCGUGUUUAACUCUGGUUUUUAUGUCCCGUUGCAUUACUCUUUCAUGCAACAAACUCCUCGCGUUCUGUACUGUAAGUUGUUAGUUGCAACCAUGAAUUUCUUUUUCUUCAUUGUCAACAGUGAAAUUUCCGUAUCGUUCAAUCCACAGUUUUGUCAGCUGGAGUAGGACUUUCUUGUUGGCUUUGCAUAAAGACGUUUUGCUUCAAACCAUAGUGCCAUCUCUAGUUCUGUAUUGUCCUUGUUUUGGAUGAGAAUAACUCGGUUUUGUGAGAGUCUUUCCAGCCUUUUAAUCAGAGUCCUUUUUAUCAUGAUCAGGCAUUAACAACAGUAACCGUUCAUUAGUUAAUAAAACACCAUUAACAUUGUGUAGGAGCAUACAUGAUGAGAUAAACAUUUUAGAAUUGUCCUAUCACAUUUACCAGUAUUUGAAUUACUUACAAGCAUUUCCCAAAGAUAAAAAGUCACACGUGUCCGUUCUAAAUAACCUCCUGCAAAGUAAACACAUUAGUUUUUGAUAAAUGAUGAAAACAAACUGUCCUUGUGGUGGUCUCUUGCACCCCGCUGUAGCUGGCCGGCUCUCCGUCUGGCUAGUCCACGUCAGAUUGUCUGGUUUUGUGUUAAAAGAUUGUCUCUCUCUAUCCACUGUGUCUUUACUCGUUGCUGUUUUUAAUGUUCUUCUUUUGGUUGGUUGACAUUCUGUCCUCCCUGAUUUGUCCCCCUUGUGUUUUCUGGGAGGGCUCAGACAGUCUGGCUGAUGGACACUUUGCUGUUUGGCUCAUUUAACCAGUCGAUGAGCUGGCCGGCUUGUCCAUCAGCGGUGUCCCCCUUGGCAGAAUAUCUCACGCCCGUCUGUUCAACUGAUGCAAUCAACUUAAACUUGCAAAACGCAGGCUCCGCCGUGACUCCACCCUUUUUGGACGCACUUUCAGUAGUGUCCACCGCGACCGAUCCCUCAGCAUCCCUCAAAGCUAUGUCAUUUGGUUAGGGGUGGACAAGGUCGCCUCCUACACCUCUCUCUGCCUCUUAAACCUCAGGGCCUCUAUAGACUUUCACUGAGAGAGAAAAAACAAAACAGUCAAUGAGAAACUUAACACACAAACUGCUCCUCACCUCCACCUCCUUUUUCUUACUUUCUGCAUCACUGGGUGGUCGUAGAGGGCAGAGAGUGAACUGAAAGUCUCCAAACCCACCGCCAGCGUGUUUACACGUGACUGAGUGUUGCUGUUGGUCUUGAUUGGGGUCCUUUUAAGUUUCUUCUUUGUAGGCUAGAGUCAAAAUUUAAAAAAUCAAAAUGCACCUGUAGGGACUUUCUCCUCGAGAGAAACAAUGCUCACAUUACGUUGCGAUAGAUGUGAAAAUGUUACGUUUUUGCGCCGACGUAAGCUUAAAGUGAAAAUUGGACGUUGUUACUGUGCUCCACCACAUCCAGAGUCUGUUCAUCGACGAGGACAAAAUCAACAUGCAGCUUAGCUACCCAUUUGCAUUUGAAUGAAUAUGACACUGAUUGCUUGUUAUCUGUGUGUGCGCGUGUGUGGAUAUUUACAUUUACUAUUCAUCUAUUGACUACAAUGUCAGGGUUUUCUUGUUCCUGUCUGUGUGGAACAGGUGCAGACUUCUGUCACACCAGUGAUUUUGACCUUUUGGACUUUGUCCAGUCGAGAAAACAUUGUGUGUUUGCACAGUGUUCUAGUGCUGUUUCGCUGAGGCCUGAGCUGGCUGAGGAUUUGACUGAUUUAAAAAAAAAAAAAAAAAAACUAAAAAAAAAAGACGCCCUCUGAGUAUUAAACUUUUGGACACACUGAACAGCAUAAUGUGACGACUAUUACUUGUGUGGCAUCAAGUAAACCAACACAUUUUGAGUUGUGUUUUUAUGGUUGUGAAUCUGUUGCCCUUUUCAACACAACAGAGCAAACCUUUGAUUCAAAUGGAUGGAUUUUAUGCCAAGGAAACCAAGUACAGCCCCACAGCCGGUCACUGUAAAGACUACGGAGCGAUGGCUGCACGUGGUGGAUUUAAAAGCUGUCUGAAUAAACUCUUUAAGAGAUAUACCUUUUUUGGAUUUUAAUGUGAAGCCAAAGGAGGGAAGCAUUUCCUCCUGGCCCCGUGCUUUGGAGGCUCACAGAGACUGGAUUCUGUCGAGGACGGGGAGAGGAAAUCCAAUCCUGAACCGGAUCUUUAAUGGAUUUGAUAUCAAGGCACAACAGGAAGGGGAUAAAUGCCAGAGAUUCUGAACUUCUCUUGAUGUGGUCCCCAUUUUUUUUGCCCAUCCUGAACCAUAUAGAAAAGAAAAUCAUAGUAAGGAAAUGUUGUGUAUCUGCUAAAAUACUAGUUUCAUAUAUUGGGAAUUAUGCUCGUUUGCUUUGUGGCUAAGAUGGGAAGAUCUAUGCCAUUUUAAUACGUUAAAUAUCAAACUACAGCCAGACGCCGGUUAGCUUAGCUUUGCACAAAGACUGGAAAGAGGGGGAAACAGUUAGCCUGGCUCUGUCUUAGCUAUAUAGUUUAAUCUGUACAAAACUCCUCAUUGUUUUACAGGGGUUACGUGUUGAACUGUUUCUUGGCGUCUUCACUGGUUGCCUGCCAAGAAAUAGUCCACCACGUAACCCCCCAUAAAUUGGCGAUUUACACUUUGUUUCUGUACAAAAUCCCAACGAGAUAUAACGUGUUAUUGAGUGAGCUUUAGAGGUGCUGGUAGGCUGGCUUUGGUACCAUAGGACAGACAGAGCCAAGCUAACGGGUUCACUCUGUUUUCAGGCUUUAUGCUAAGCUAACCAGUUGCUGGCUUUAGCUUUGUAUUUAAGUGAACAACUGUAUUUUUUCCCAAAAUGUCAAACUAUCCCUUUUUAAUAUGAAGCUACAACCAUUCACUGGUUAGCUUAGGCUCUUUCCAAAGGUAACAAAAUCCACAUAGCGGCACCUUUAAAGCUCACAAAUGAACAUGCUGCAUCUUGUUUGUUUAAAGAAGGAAAAUGAAAUGUAAAAAGGACAAGUUGUGAUUUCACACCGGAGUUGUGUGCUGGAAAAUGUCUUGGCCAGGAGCAGUGACUUCCUGUAACCUUUGGAUGGAGUCAGGCUAGUUGUUUCCCUUUGUUUCCAGUCUUUGUGCUAAGCUAAGCUAACUGGCUGCAGCUUCACAUUUAACAGACACACAUGGGAGUGGUAUCAAUCUUCUCAUCUAAUUCCUUGCCGGAAAGAAAAUAAGUGUAUUUCCCAAAAUGUCAUUGGCACAGAAACUGGAACAGUGGAAACAGCUAGCCUGGCUCUUUCCAAAGCUAACAAAAUCCACCUAGCGGCACCUUUAAAGCUCAUUAAUGAACACGCUACAUCUUGUUUGUUUAAAAAAGAAAUGUAAAAAAGGACAGGUUGUGGUUUCACUGGGAAAUGUCUUGGCCAGGAGCAGUGACUUCCUGUAAUAUUUGGAUGGAGCCAGGCUAGUUGUUUCCCUUUGUUUCCAGUCUUUGUGCUAAGCUAAGCUAACCGGCUGCAGCUUCACAUUUAACAGACACAACAUGAGUGGUAUCAAUCUUCUCAUCUAACUCUAGGCAAGAAAGCAAAUAAGUGUAUUUCCCAAAAAAGCAAACAGUUGCUUUAACUUUAAUUGCCUCCCAUCAUAAAUUUAGAAAUCAGAAUGAUUGUUUUUGUUAUAGAGUAAAGUCUAGGCGUAGCGUUGCCCUUAUGAUAGCAAUGAUCAGUUUAGAGCUCUUCAAUCUUUAAAUCCUUCUCUUUUUUUUUACUCAAAUGUAUGCCUUGUUUUUAUAAUGAGGGCAGGUGGAGAAAAGCUCAGGAGGCCUUUUGAGUGAAGGGAGCAACCCAACAAUUCUUAUCUCCGAGGGAUGACGAUGAUUCCCAAAGUCAACCUAAGAAACGACACACUAAAACAGGCCGCAGUCGAAGAUGUUCAGAUGUUAUUCCAUACACACUGUUACAUACAAAAGGCCUGUAUGAAAUCAUUUAGUUCAUUUAAUCUGGGUGUGUGAGCAUGUGUGUGCACAAGUGUGUAUUUUUUUUUAAGUGUGGUCACACACACUCGACGGACUGACCUGCGUGUGUCCACAAUGCGUCCACACCUGUUGAUGUUAAUGCUGUCCUCCUUGUUGGGUUUUUUUUUUUCUUUUGAUUUUAUGUCAUUUUUUUUCUCCUCAUCAUUUUGUGUUUUUUUUGUGAGGAUGCAAAUGUCACUCAUAAAGUUUCUAUUGUAAAAAAAAAAAAAAUACAUUGUUGGGUUUGUUUGCAAUAUAGCUUUGAUAUGUGUUGCUAAGCCCACAUGUCAUGGAAAACAGACAACGCAGCAAGUUUGGAGUAGAAUUAGGAGUGAUAUGCAAAUGGAGGCGUACAGUUAUUGUGGUUAAGUUGGAAAAAUCAUUGAAAAUAAAACAGUAUGUCAUUGAA
Messenger RNA from Sebastes umbrosus (honeycomb rockfish), 6376 nucleotides. It is a transcript of the gene ube2r2, whose product is annotated as ubiquitin-conjugating enzyme E2R 2. Gene Ontology annotation, biological process: protein polyubiquitination; ubiquitin-dependent protein catabolic process. The transcript has 6 exons. The coding region runs from base 665 to 1447 and encodes 260 amino acids. Lineage: Eukaryota; Metazoa; Chordata; Actinopteri; Perciformes; Sebastidae. Gene Ontology annotation, molecular function: ubiquitin conjugating enzyme activity. The record is from RefSeq and is a predicted model, not a curated record.